AUGAAUUACGAGGACGGCGAUGAUGAUAAUAAUGUUCAACAACAACAAUUAACAGCAGCAACGGUAAAUACUUUAUCAACAACAAAGAAAAUUGAUUUUAAAGGAAUGAGUAUAAAAGAUAAACUUGAUCCAGAACAAGAAAAAUGUUAUUUUCGUGUAAACAUUGGUGAUCAAGAUAAAUAUAUGCACAAACAAACCGUCUGUUGGCUUUUUUAUGAACAGAAAAAAUCGGCUUUCAUCUGA
Didymodactylos carnosus is the source of this 243-nucleotide messenger RNA. Lineage: Eukaryota; Metazoa; Rotifera; Eurotatoria; Philodinida; Philodinidae. The record is from the annotation of a GenBank genome assembly.